Messenger RNA from Podarcis muralis (Common wall lizard), 2652 nucleotides. It is a transcript of the gene NSUN4, whose product is annotated as NOP2/Sun RNA methyltransferase 4. Gene Ontology annotation, cellular component: mitochondrial large ribosomal subunit. The record is from RefSeq and is a predicted model, not a curated record. NCBI's taxonomy places the organism in Eukaryota, Metazoa, Chordata, Lepidosauria, Squamata, Lacertidae. Gene Ontology annotation, molecular function: RNA methyltransferase activity. Gene Ontology annotation, biological process: rRNA methylation.
ACCACCGAUCGCGCGUGCUGGACCAGAAGGCCUGGACCACAGGUUCCCCAUGCCUGUGCUAGAGGUAGCAGGACGUUGUAACCUGUGCCCGAAACGACCUGCUUGGAAUGAAACCUCCGGCGGCACGCGUCUCGGCAAGAGCGAAUUCUCCGAUACCUUUCGCGGUACAUGCCUGGCGCAAAUGCAUGAGACUCCGGCAACCCGGCGUCCACCGGAAAAGAUGCCCACCCCGCCCCGACGCUUGGCAGAAGAGGAGGAGGAGCUUCUGCGUCGGCCGGCGGGCUGUCCUCAUUGGCGCUGGAGCCGAGCGAUGGCGGCUGCACGCACUGCAAGCGGGAAGGGGCUGCUGCUGCAGCUGCUGCGGAAAGAGGCGGCUUUGCCGACGGUCCCGUCCUUCGCCUUCGUUCCCUGUCGGCACCGACACGCGCAGAAGAAGAAAUGGGCAUCCACCACUCCUCGUGUGCCUUGCACCAGACGGGCUCUGCGGGUCUUCGACAUGACCUAUGGUGUGCAGUUUGGCAGCCUCUGGCCCUCGAUCCGCAUCGGUCUUCUCUCAGAGCAAAAAUAUGGAGCUCUUAUCAACAAUUACUGUGAUGCACAGAAGGUCACCCAGGAACUGGAAGAAAUGCAGGCAGCAGAUUUCAUCUGGGAAUCUGGAAAAGUAGAGCAGGACCUGGAUCCUGCAGCUGAGCAAGGUGCCAGUGAGCCUGAAUCAUCCUCAGAAACUCAGACUGAACCCUCUGAGCUCCAAGCGCAACCUCCUCAUUCUCCUUUCAUAUCCAUCAGUCCCAACAUAAAAUGUUACACGUUCCCCAAAGGAGAUAUCAGCCUUUUUCAUCCAGCCAGACCAGACAUGAUAGGAGUUCUGGGCUAUUAUCUUCUGGAUGCUGCAUCCAUCUUGCCCGUCUUGGCUCUCAAUGUGCAGCCUGGCAACCUGGUCCUUGACCUUUGCGCAGCACCAGGUGGAAAGAUGCUGGCCCUUCUACAGACUGGAUGUUGUCGACAGCUGGCUGCCAAUGACCUCUCUGUUUCCCGCACUCGUCGGCUGCGUCAAAUUCUCCAUAGCUACCUUCCAGAAGAGCUCAGCAAGAUAGUGAGGAUUACAUCAUGGGAUGGAAGGAAGUGGGGUGACCUGGAGAUGAAUACUUACGAUAGGGUCCUUGUGGAUGUACCAUGCACAAAUGACCGUCACUCAGUCGUAGAAGAGGACAACAAUAUGUUCAAUCAAAUGAGAAAGGGGGAGCGUCAGAUGUUGCCAAUGCUCCAGGUGGAGCUGCUUGUGGCUGGGAUACUUUCUGCCAAGCCAGGGGGAGACGUCGUGUACUCAACGUGCUCCUUGUCUCAGCUCCAGAAUGAGUAUGUGGUUGAAAGAGCUGUGGAGCUACUAGCAAUCCAACAUGACAUUAGCAUCCAGGUUGAAGACUUGAGCUGUUUUCGAAAGUGGUUCCAGAACACAUUUUCAUUCUAUCCUGACUGCAGACUUGGAGAACUCAUCCUUCCCCAUCUCACAGCUAACUUUGGACCAAUGUAUUUUUGCAAAUUGCACAGAUUGAAUUAGAAAGGGCAUGGCACGGCACGAAAAGUGUCCUGGGAUAUUUUCAACUUCCCUUUGACACCUGUCUUUUUGAAUAAAGACUAUGAUGCAGCUUGCAAUAAAAACCAGCAUUUUGCUUAAUUGACCCCACACCUGUGUGCUAUUAAAAAACCCCCACAUUACUCACUGUAUGUGGUUGCUACCAAACAAACUCUUCACUCCACAGAUGGGUGGAAGUCAUGUGUACAAGCCUUUGAUGUGUGCAACUACCAUUGAAUACAACCCAUGAUUUCUGCCAUGUAUAUUGGCUGCAUAGGAAUAUUUUUUUACAUAAGCCCAUAUGCUGCAAGUGGAAUGUAAACCACUAAAGAGAUAGAAGAGUAUGAUCCCAAAAGCACAGAAUAAAAAUUUGCAAAAAUUGUAAAAAAAAUUCAGUUUGCAUACUUUACACAAACUUCGCAGGAGGAGGAAGACUAGUAUGCACCUUGCAGAGUUCCUCUUGCAUAUUAGACAUAUGUUGUUGGAGUGUCCAUUUUCUAAAUGUUCACUAAGCUUUUCUGAGAACUGACUACCUGAUCUAGACCCUGUGUUUGGGUGAAGAUACAAAUACUUUCUUCCUGUCCAUAAUGACUUAAUAGGCUGCUCAACUGCCACUUAAGACCUUUGCAACCAAUGGUUACUGCAGGAAAGAAGUCAUAUACAUGAUGUGAUUGGAAUCUUAGACAUGGCUGCUUGAAACUGUCAUCUGGUGGAUGGCAUAAUAUAAUUGCACCAUCAAAUUUAUUGCAUGUAUUUUCAGAGGAAAGUCCUCCAGCCUCCCCGGGAGUUCAGGCUGGUGCUGUUCAUACUAGAGAGGCUGGAAGAAGCAGUGCAUUGCUGGCAGGCCUGCCCAUGUAUUUCUCAGCAUUGGACUGGACUGGUUUGGACAUAAUUGAAGCAUCGUGUGUGUGUUGGGGGGGGGGGAGGUUCUUAGCCAAGUUUUGUUUCUAAAUUUAGCAGCUAAACAGGAUAAGAUUCCUGUUUUUUAAUCCGUCCAGCCAUCAGCCUGUUUUGUUAUUUAGGGGUCAGUGAGACGUAAGAAUUUUUCCUUGAAAUAAUUUUUCCAUUCUUAACUAUUA